GUGACAUUCACGGACUCUUAUUUCCAUCAUUGUGUGCAUAUCUUAUAUUAUAAUUGCAUGAAAAAUUCAUAUAAACGAUAAAAUUUGUUGAUAAUCUUUUCUUUUAUAUCGUAAAAUUUCAGAACUAUUCGCCAAAACGUAUAUCGUAGAAAUGGGAACAUUGGAAUUAAAACAAACUUUAAGUGGUCAUAGGGGAAGGGUGUGGAAUGUUUGCUGGCAUCCAAAGGGUAAUUAUCUCGCAUCUUGUGGUGAAGAUAAAACAAUUAUAAUAUGGGGACCACAAGAUCCAAAAUGGGUUGUAAAAACUAUCCUUACCGAGGGUCAUACUAGAACUAUUAGAGAAGUGGCAUGGUCUCCUUGUGGAAAUUAUAUAGCUUCUGCUAGUUUUGAUGCAACCACUGCUAUAUGGGAUAAAAAGUCUGGUCAAUUUGAAUGUAAUGCAACAUUAGAAGGACAUGAAAAUGAAGUGAAAAGUGUUAGUUGGUCUAGUAGUGGACAGUUGUUAGCUACUUGUAGUCGUGAUAAAUCUGUUUGGAUAUGGGAGGUAAAUGACGAUGAAUAUGAAUGUGCUGCUGUUAUUAAUGCUCAUACUCAAGAUGUGAAAAAGGUAAGGUGGCAUCCUAAUGAAGAAGUUGUAGCAUCUGCUAGUUAUGACAAUACAGUAAAAAUAUUUAAAGAGAAUACAGUGGAUAAUGAUUGGUCAUGUGUGGCAACAUUAUUAUCCCAUACAUCAACAGUUUGGAGUCUUGCAUGGGACAAACAGGGUAAACGAAUUGCCACUUGUAGUGAUGAUCAAACAGUAAAAAUAUGGCAAGAAUAUAAGCCUGGUAAUGAACCAGGAAUCAUUACUGCAAACAAUGAAACAGUUUGGAAGUGUGUGUGUACAUUGACUGGCUAUCAUACAAGAACAAUUUAUGAUAUUGAUUGGUGCAAAACAACUGAUUUGUUAGUGACUGCUUGUAGUGAUGAUAUUAUUAGAAUAUUUAAAGAAGAUAGUGAUUCUGAUCCUCAUCAACCAACUUUUACAAUGGUCUGUUCUAUGGACACUGCUCAUACUCAAGACAUAAAUUCUGUACAAUGGAAUCCUACUGUUCCUGGACAACUUGCGUCAGCUAGUGAUGAUGGUUUAGUGAAAAUUUGGUUUUAUAAUGAAUAA
Molecule: messenger RNA, 1156 nt
Organism: Eufriesea mexicana
Lineage: Eukaryota; Metazoa; Arthropoda; Insecta; Hymenoptera; Apidae
Product: cytosolic iron-sulfur assembly component 1
Exons: 3
Coding region: 152-1156 (334 amino acids)
Biological process (GO): iron-sulfur cluster assembly
Cellular component (GO): cytosolic [4Fe-4S] assembly targeting complex
Molecular function (GO): protein binding
Source: RefSeq, a predicted model, not a curated record